Polypterus senegalus (gray bichir) is the source of this 856-nucleotide messenger RNA. RefSeq names its product Rieske (Fe-S) domain containing (gene rfesd). The coding region runs from base 251 to 700 and encodes 149 amino acids. Lineage: Eukaryota; Metazoa; Chordata; Cladistia; Polypteriformes; Polypteridae. The record is from RefSeq and is a predicted model, not a curated record. Gene Ontology annotation, molecular function: 2 iron, 2 sulfur cluster binding. The transcript is spliced from 4 exons.
AACACCAUGCGCAGCAAAACGUGACCAAUCAGUGAUUGGUUGUGACUCACACCGCAGUCAUAUGGUUAACGCUACAAAUAUCAUGUGGAUUAUUGAGUCAGUGUUUUAAGUUUAGGCCGAACGAGGAAGUGGUGUUGGUUUCUAACGUAACUUUUUGAAGAAUGAGACAUGUUGAUCUGAGAUAUUACAGGUUGCGCUGUGUAAACCAGGACCGUUUUCUUUGUAUAGUGUCUCUCACUGGCUAGGAGUGAUGGCCUCUGAUGGAAACACCUCAGUUUUGAUAGGAACCAUGGAUGAUAUCAUACAGAGGACCCGCAUUACUACGCUGAUUCAAGGCAGGGAAGUGGUAGUCUUUUACCACAAAGGAGAAUUUUACGCAAUGGAUAUGCGCUGUUAUCAUGCAGGAGGUCCAUUGCACUUGGGAGACAUAGAGGAUAUUGAUGGCAAAGUGUGCAUUAUCUGUCCAUGGCACAAGUAUAAAAUAACUCUGACUGAUGGAGAAGGGCUGUAUGAAGCAUGUAAUCCCAGUGAUUUUUCAACCAAGUGGUGCUCUAAAGGGGUAAAGCAAAGAACUCAUUUAGUUCAUGUAGAAAAUGGGAAUGUAUAUGUUACACUUUCAGACUUAUCUUCUCCUAUUGACUCUGACUACUAUCAGUCUGAAAAAUUCAAAGAAUCAGUAAAAGUGCCACAGAGAAAGUAGAUUACUGCUAUUCCCUUUUUUUCUUUGUUAGUAUUAAAUGGUGUUUUCCAACUGUAAAUUUAUUUAUGAUGUAUUGUUUUCCCAAGAUUAGAUAGAGGAGAUAUGGAUCUCCAGUGAUACAUUUUUUAACCAAGUUUGAAUUGUUAUUACGAGUUU